AUGUCCGAUCACCCUACUGGUUCAGCGAAACCGGAUGGAACAAUGCAUGGACCUCGUCGAUCCGUCACAGCACCUGAGUUGGCUCAAGCGCUUGGGCAACUUCCGUCUUCACGUUGGAAAUGGUUCCCAGGCGUAGUAGAAGAGAAGUCGAAGUCGCCGAGAAAAUCUGUAGACAACCGACUGAACGACCUCGAUGCAGAAGCACAACAUCAUCACCGUGGUGAAGGUCAGGCGGAGGACUCAGGCCAAACGACCGACGAGGCGAAGGACACUGACAACGACGCCAGAGAUGAUCCCGACCUCGACCUCGAACUCAGACCUAUCACAUCAACAAGAAACUGGGUAGUAAGAAACCUGUCGCCUCCACCCCGACGACUACCCAAGUCUGGAGCAUGGCAAACAUACUUCAUGCAAGAAGUCGCAGGCGACAAGUAUCUCGAAGCGCAACUCCUCCUUAUGACGAUUGUGACUGGCGCCCUUGAUGUAAUGACCUACAUGACCUACCGCGUCUUCGCAUCGAAACAGACUGGCAACACACUCUUUCUCGCUCUAUACGCCAUGGAACUUCCAGCACUAGAUCCCGGCGUCGAGAAGAACGUAGGAGUUUCGAUGGGCGUCUUCAUCGGCGGAGCAGUAUUCUUCGGACACAUCGGACACAUCUCUCGACAAAGACGAAGAAUCUGGUUACUGAUAUCGAACUUCUUCCAAGCUGCUCUCUUCCUAGCCGCUGCUGCGAUGCGAUACUGGGCUUCGAGAGACGGGACGGGCCCCGGAGCGAUGGGAAUUCUUGCGGUAUUGUCGUUCGCCCAAUCUGGACAAAUAGCGAACGCGCUGAAUGUGGGGAUGCCGGAGCUGAACACUACGAUGAUUACCGGAGCGUUGAUACAACUUUGCACGGAUCCGGAGAUCUUCAAACUGCAUAACCUGAAGCGCAAUCGGAGGUUUGCGUUCUUCUGUUCGAUGCUUCUGGGGUGUUUCCUUGGAGCAGGAGUUUUGAAGGCAUCGAGCCCGAGUGCGCUUCUCGUCUUGGUUGCUUCAAUGAAAGGUGCUCUAGUAUCAACAUUUCUAUUCAACCGCGGAAUCGUCGAGAAGAAGACACAUCUAGAAAACGGAGAGAAGAAAAUCGAAGGCCACGCCACACCCGUCACAAGAGUCCUUUGGGGAGAUUGA
Messenger RNA from Cercospora beticola, 1170 nucleotides. Its product is annotated as YoaK family protein. NCBI's taxonomy places the organism in Eukaryota, Fungi, Ascomycota, Dothideomycetes, Mycosphaerellales, Mycosphaerellaceae. The record is from RefSeq and is a predicted model, not a curated record.